CAUGUAGCACAGUCGCCCCGCUGCUGAGGAAUCUGUUGCUGUUGUUACUAACGUUCAGGGACGAUUGGCUCAUCAUGAUCCCCUCAACGAGCCUGAUGACCAUGGGCAGCUGUAUGUGGGUGUGGAUAUGGGUGUGGGAGUAUUUAUGUCUCAGCGUGGGUGCACAGGUCAAUAAGAUAGCCAAAGGAUUCCCAGUUGAGUGCAAUACUACGGUUGGUUAUGUCGAGCAGAACUACGCGGCGGCCAGUGAGAUGAGGUGUGCUCUCCUCGCCAACAAGAACGCAGCCCUUGAGUACAUAUACGAUGGUACUAUGUGCACACUGCUGGGUGAAGGACUUGGCAUCAGCGACGCUCGGGGUGUGGGGUUCACUAAGCCUUACCCUCUGGGCCAAACACUACAGGAGGUCGCUAAUAAUAAACCUACUUAUGGCGCUCCACAUAAUGGGAACUACAUUUCCUCCAAAGCCGUUGAUGGAAACGAUGCUAAACUCAGUAUCUACGCUAACGAAGACAGAUUUCUGUUUCCCUGGUGGCUGGUGGACCUGGGGGACACCUACUUGAUUCACAAGAUAGUGAUUCUCCCGCGGUACAACAACUACAUGCAUCACUUCCAUGACAUUGAGAUCCGUGUGGGGACACAGCUGGACACGAGUGGUGAUCUGGGAACCUACAAGCUGUUCUCCACGUACAAAGGACCUUAUCCCGCCCCAAAAUGGGAGAAACAACUCGUAGUGUGUGAGAGGAGGGACGGGGUUCUCGGCAGGUACGCGAGCCUCAAGCGAGUAACUGCAGAGUACAGAGAACUCAUUCACCUUAACGAGUUCAGAGUAUAUGCCAUACCAGCACAUUAAAGUGAAAGUGAUUGUCUCUGUCAGCAAAUAAUGAACUAAUAUUUAUGGAUGUGUUAAAAGAUAUAAGUAUGUAUUGACAAUUUAACACACACACACACACACACACACACACACACACACACACACACACACACACACACACACACACACACACCUAUUGAUUUUUUUAGAUAAAUCAAAGUAGUAAUGAUAAAAUAAGAAAAUCUAAUGCUUAAAUAGUUACAUUAUACAAAAGUAAGUAACAAAUAUCAAGGAUCGAUGGAUAUGUUGGUAAAAACAAAAGUGAGGGAAUCAAGACGGUGAAGUAUGCUGGGUAUGUUGGCAGAGGUGAGUGAGGGCAGCGAGUAGCAUUAUGUAGCCGCAUGAAAUUCUGCUAUGAGAUUUUAUGGCGAUUUUCUAUCAUUGAAUAUGAUUUAUUGACACUAUUUAUAAAGACAUAUUUAGUACAGGCGGGAGUCACUGAUGGAUACAUGAUGCUGUGAGGAAAUAAACUUUUCAUUACAACAAAGUGAAAAAGAUGGACUAGUGUCACAAGAUAUUUACCUGAAAUUACAUCUGUAGACAAACUUUACGUUGUAUAACUAAUUUGUGUUUACCAACCAAGUAUAUGUUGUGUACAGUAUAAGGAUGACAACAAUUUGUGUUUAUGUAGGUAAUGUUAAGUCAUAUUUAUGUAAUUGUAAUAAUAAAAAUUACUCCUCAUGUGUUUAAGAAUUAUUGUAUAUCAUAUUUGUGUCUGUUUAAAUGUUAAGCUGAAACUAAAAAGACUGAGAUCACCCGAAGAAUCUCCAGCCUAGUUUAUUUCACCGACUGAUUAACGACACUAACCUAACCUUAUUUCACCUACAGAUUAACUAACACUAA
Molecule: messenger RNA, 1715 nt
Organism: Homarus americanus (American lobster)
Lineage: Eukaryota; Metazoa; Arthropoda; Malacostraca; Decapoda; Nephropidae
Exons: 5
Coding region: 75-851 (258 amino acids)
Source: RefSeq, a predicted model, not a curated record